Messenger RNA from Betta splendens (Siamese fighting fish), 1768 nucleotides. It is a transcript of the gene necap2, whose product is annotated as NECAP endocytosis associated 2. Gene Ontology annotation, cellular component: clathrin vesicle coat; membrane. The record is from RefSeq and is a predicted model, not a curated record. Bases 84 to 851 code for a protein of 255 amino acids. Gene Ontology annotation, biological process: endocytosis. NCBI's taxonomy places the organism in Eukaryota, Metazoa, Chordata, Actinopteri, Anabantiformes, Osphronemidae. The transcript has 8 exons.
ACCAGGGGACUUGUCGGGCUCAACUCAGCCGUGAUCUCCAUUGAAAGUCGGAAGUUGGCUUUUAGUUGACGAAACUUAACAAAAUGGCAGAAGAUAAUAGUUACGAGUCGAUGCUAUGUGUAAAACCCGAUGUUUACGUGUACCGGAUCCCGCCGCGGGCGUCCAACCGGGGAUAUCGUGCCGCUGACUGGAAGCUGGACGAACCAGCAUGGAACGGUAGGAUGAAAAUCACAGCUAAAGGCAAGAUGGCCUUCAUCAAGCUAGAGGACAAAAACACUGGUGAGCUGUUCGCACAGGCCCCAGUCGAAGAGUACCCAAGUUGUGCAGUUGAAGCUGUCACAGACUCGAGCAGGUACUUUGUGAUCCGGAUAGAAGAUGGCAACGGACGUCAUGCUUUUAUCGGUCUGGGCUUUACUGAUCGCGGAGACUCAUUUGACUUCAAUGUUGCUUUACAAGACCAUUUUAAAUGGGUGAAACAGGAAGGUGAGCUGGCUAAACUUGAGGCCUCUCAAACCCCACCAACAAAACUGGACCUGAGCUUCAAAGAGGGACAGACAAUCAAGAUCAGCAUUGGGAACAUCAAGAAAAAGGAUGCAGGUGGUGUCAAACCCAGGUCGAUGGGUGGUGCUCUGCUCCCACCUCCACCGGGAGCAAAGGCUGGAGGUAUCAUUCCUCCCCCUGGAGGACAACAAACAGCCCCCUCUGUCCAGACUAACACUGCCCCCCUCCUAGACUUUGGCUCCCCGGUCCCUGCAGCCCAGCCGAGCUCAGACGCGUGGGGGGAUUUUACAUCUGCAGGUUCCAACUCUGGUAAAGAUGCUGUCAAAUCAGGAUGGGUCCAGUUUAGUUGAGAUGUGAGAAAACAUGCACACGCUCAGGUUCCACACAUUCCACCGACAGGAUAACUGUGGCAAAAAGAAAAUACGCUGAAAGUGGGGAGCUCCUUGCUUCACUGCAUGAAUAGUGUGGUCACACACAGCACAUGCAGCCGACUGAGCACACACUCUGGAGGAUGAAACUGUGCGUAGUCUUUUAACCCUUGACAUUUUUCCACACUCUGCUAUGCAGUAACGUCUGUCUUUGAUUGUACUCUUCAGGGAGCCACUAAACUUACUGGAGACCCUGCUCUUUUUUAUUAUUGGUGGUUGAAGGGAAAGAUUUUCUUGUCACACUAAAAAGGGUGAAGACAUUUCUUCUAAUGCCUCAAAUCAAAUGCUUCUGAUUUUCCUUUAGGUUCCAGAUGUGUUUGCGUCUCUGUUGCUCGUCUGUGCAUAUACGUUCCCGUUCAUGUCACAGCGUCAUUUUAUUACACCAGCACUAAUUUUCCUUUUUUCUUUACUUUUUGGGAGAAAGAAAUUAUUUGCCCAUCGAUGUAUUUGUUUAGUUAAGCUGUGCACCAGCAUUUGAGUUUACUUAUUCCCGCCUUUCUAGUUAUUGUUUUAGGAAAUUAUGCAAACCUACAUUGACAUUUGAUGUCUAGAUGUACAUUAAAAUUCUGAAGCCUUUAUUAAAAAUACUGGGCUUUUUAAAUGUGUGGUGAUGGUGUGAAAGAUGGAUUGACGUCAAAGUUUGAAUGUGUUCACUUGGUCUGUUUGUGAACAUUUUUGUGUACACUCAUCAAGUGUCUCUCAUGGCUCACGCGUUAUUUUAAAUGUGCCUUUUACCAAAUAGAAGUUUCAUUGAUUGUAUUGACCAGUGCCUUUCUGAUCUAAAUUGUAUAAAAUAUAAACCUUUGGUUUUCUUGUAAAUAAACAAUAUAUUUCAUUGG